Oncorhynchus kisutch (coho salmon) is the source of this 1720-nucleotide messenger RNA. RefSeq names its product post-GPI attachment to proteins factor 2. Gene Ontology annotation, biological process: GPI anchor biosynthetic process. Gene Ontology annotation, cellular component: Golgi membrane; endoplasmic reticulum membrane. Bases 391 to 1155 code for a protein of 254 amino acids. Lineage: Eukaryota; Metazoa; Chordata; Actinopteri; Salmoniformes; Salmonidae. The record is from RefSeq and is a predicted model, not a curated record. The transcript is spliced from 6 exons.
AAGGAAAUAACGCCGCCUGCUGGAGGGAGACAGAUUUUCCACCGAGUUGUGCCUUUCCUUUCCUCUGGUUUAAAUUAUACCAGUUUAGCUGGACCUUCUUCCGGGUGCAGUUUAUACUAUUUUUCGCUUACAGCUGAUUCAACCAGCUAACGGAAUACCAAACUAUCAGCACAGCAUACUCACACCACUGAUAACGAUUACUUUACACUAACUAGCUACAGAUCUCAAUUUGAACGACCUCUUUGAGAACCGGUAGCUUGUUACCUCUUGACUUUAGCCUGCUAGCUAACGCGUGUUAACGUUAGCCAUAAUGGUCGUCUGGUGGAUGAGACCGGGUGGAAGGCUAUGAAAUCCAGCUCCCAGUCGGGAUAGCUUAGGGGGAAAGCCAGGAUGCUGCAGGGACUGUACGGAAGUCUGGAUCGGGACAAGCCGCUGAUCCGGCUUCCUUUCACGGACUUUGCCGUUGGGACUGUCUUGCUGGCUCUAACCGGUCUAAUAGCCUGCAUCGUCAUUUCUCUGAUGUUCCAUUUCGAUGAGUCUACCUAUACCCACUGUCAGGUGCCCAACUACCUCCCUUCCAUCAGUGCGUCUAUCAGUCUGGUCCCAGAGCGCUAUAUAUGGAGGUUCUGUAUCGGCCUGCACUCGGCCCCUCGUUUCCUGGUGGCUGCGGCCUACUUCAGCUUCUACCGCGGACGGUUUGCUAAGAGCUUCCCUGACAUGGGCCUUAGCGUCCUGGCUCUCAUAGCUGCCCUGGCAGAGAACGUAGGCCUGCUGUUGCUCACCUAUGUGUCCUCUACUGAGACCUACAGUGUUCACAAGAAUGGUUUUAUCACGUUCGCCGCCUGCUCUCUUCUGCACAUGCUCAUUACCUGCAGACUGUGGCAGGUGAUUAAGAAGUUCAGUCUCAACCCCGAGGAGAUCACGUCGUUUCGUUGGAAGGUGCGGCUCUUUCUCUUCAAUGUCAGCUUUUGUUUGGUCGCCGCCUACUUUUACAGACGCCACAACAAGUACUGCGAACCCAUAAUCUACACUCUGUUUGCUCUAUGUGAGUACCUGGUGGUGCUCUCCAACAUGGCCUUCCACAUGACGGCAUUCUGGGACUUUGGAAACAAGGAAGUGAUGGUCACCACUCCAGCAGAGGACAAACGCUAUUGAAGACUGAGCGUGACAGAGGACACACCCCUACUCUUGUUAAUUUUUACCGUUAUUUAGAACCUGACAAGUAUAAAAGCACAAAGCAAGUUAAUUCAUCCAAAGGUUCAGACAGCUGAACAGACAAAGACAUAUUCACACAAACUGGUAUUUAACCCUUUCUCUUAUGCUGAGCCCACUCCUUACACAUCUGAACAGCCAAUACACCUCUUUUGCUAUACAGAAGAUUAGUGAUAUCUGUUCUUCCUCACUUCAUCUAACCUGACCUCAGCCCAAAUUCCCCACUCCUCCCCAACUCACGGCUGUCCUUGUACCAGACUGUGACCCUUCUCCUUUCCAUAGGAUACCUGAUGUCUAACAAUAACAUGUUCUGACGGAACGUAAACAUUCUACAAUCCCCUCCCUCCCUCAGUAACAUGAAUAAGGAUAUUUAGAACUCAUCAGUUCCCCCUUUGAACAUUAACUCCAUGCUGUUCAACAUUAUAUAAACUUGGAAAUGACUUAGAAAUAAACAAACAAUGAUAAUAAAACAUGACCAAAAAAUAAAACAUGAUUACCAUUCACAGUU